AUGCGCCCUACACCGACCUCACAAGUCCACGGGCCAUCCUCCACGGACCAUGGUCUAGAGAUCCACUACCCCCAGCCCAAAUACAAAAUGGACUCCCCCGAGUUCCUCGGCCGCUCAGCUACCCCAGAGAAAAACGGACGUUCAUCCUUCUCAUCCAUCCGCGAAGAUAGCUGUGGUCCUGCACAGGCCUUCACCUCGUCUGCCGUCUCUACCCUCUUACAGGACUUUGAGAACGCCGUCGCCAUCGUUGCCGACGACUCUCCUGAUACCACCCGCUCCCAUUCGCCACAAACCCCGGAUAUGACCACCGAGGUCCAGUUCGUCCCUCCCGUCACUAAACCGAGCAGUAAGCUCCACGGCAACUGGUUCCCCGCGAACAAUUUCCGAGGAUGGAAGCAGAUCAACGUCAAGGGCAAGACGGCCAGCCGGAGCUUUGGUGACCUACAGGCGCUGCACAUGGCCUGGAGCACCCCUCCUGCUGCGGCGCCCAAGGGAAAGAACCGGACUCCGCCUGGCCAAGCACCCAUCGAGAAGCUACCCCUCGAGCUGCUAGGCGCCAUCAUCGAGCUCCUAGUACUUGAUGUCCCCCCUAUCAACGGUAUCACCCGCCGUAACAUGGACCUCAUGUCACUCCUCCUGACUUCGAGGACCAUGCAUGGGGCGACGCUGAAUGCCUUGUACAGGAACAUUACCGUCCCCCACUCCAGGAUCUUCCGCAAGUUCCUGGCCAACAUUGCGAACCAUCCCGCUCUCGGCACUAUCAUUCGCCGCAUGGACUUCAGCCACUUCAACAAUGCCACCCUGUUCGAGUCGGCUAGCCAGCGGAAGACGACCAAGAACUUGACGUCCGAGACCCUCCUGCAGUGCCUCGAACUCACGCCGCAUCUGCAGGAGUUCCUUGCUAUGGAGCACAUCGACGACGACCUGGGCCCCGAAGUCUUGAAGAAGCUCGUCAUGGGUCUCCCGAGACUGCAAGCUCUCGAUUUCGCGGGUUGCACGUCGUUUGCCUUCCGGACCUCGUUUACGUCGCUCCUAGGGCUGCCGUGGCCCGAUACGCUCUCCAUCACCCGCCUGUCGUUCCACAAGUGUCUCACGCUGCCGUCUUCCAUCUUCGAGACGAUCUUCCCUCGCCUGGCGCAAGUUACCCACCUGGACCUCGCUCAGACCAGGGUGACCGACAAGGCUCUGGAGUCCAUUCCGCACACUGCGAGACUCACCCAUCUGAACCUCGCCAAGUGCACCCUGCUGACGGCUCCCAACGUCAUCAAUUUCUUUGCCACGCACCCGGCCGUCAAGUACACGCUUGUCUACCUGAGCGUGGCCGCGGACGCACGCAGUCACCAGCUCUUGGGCGAGGAUGACGUUUCGGCCCUCAUACCGCUCCUUCCUGAGACGCUCAGGUCGCUGAGUCUGAAAGGCAGCAAGAUGACCGAUUCGCAUCUCAAGCUGCUCCGACCGUUGACGAAGCAUUUGGAGGAGCUUUCGGUGGGACGCAACAUGGACGUCCUCGCAGCCUCGCAGCUGCUAUGUCCGGCGAACACGGGCGAAACCAACGCGAAAGAAGGCGGGGACGAGGAGGAGGAGAAGGAAGGAAAGAAAGGCGAAGAGCCCGAAGAAGAAGGCCCCUCGACGGUGCGGUUCUUGGACCUCUCGGAUCUCUGGGGCAACGAGCUAAAUCUCACGCACCUUUUCUCCAAGAAGUGCUGCCUUCUUCUCCAGGACCAGUCCCGGCCUCUUGAGGUCAUCGAAGUGUCGGAAACGGCGUUCAAGAGCCUGUCGCGUAGCCUGACUCUGGAACGCGUCGGAUGGUCGCUGCGGGAAAUUGGUAGCCGGUACUGGAUCGUCCGACUCGACAAGGGCAACGACCGCGGCCACCGGUGGUGGAAGAUGGGCGCCGACCACUGGGGUAUGCGCAAGAUCCCUGUGGCUCGUUCGGAGGUGGGCGGUAUGUAUGGAUCUUUCAUGUUUGGUCGGAAACUUUGA
Sodiomyces alkalinus F11 is the source of this 1983-nucleotide messenger RNA. Its product is annotated as leucine rich repeat domain-containing protein. The transcript is spliced from 2 exons. The record is from RefSeq and is a predicted model, not a curated record. NCBI's taxonomy places the organism in Eukaryota, Fungi, Ascomycota, Sordariomycetes, Glomerellales, Plectosphaerellaceae. Bases 1 to 1983 code for a protein of 660 amino acids.